GAGCUUUUAACCUAUGUGCUCCAAAUUAAAGGUAUUCAAGGUUAAUUUCAGCCAUAAAAGAUGCAGUUAUAUUGUGCAAGAAAAGAAGAGGAUAAAGUUGAGUUUAACGGGGUUCAUCCUCCACUGCAUCCCUGUCACGCGCUAUUAACAGAAGUGGUUCAGCGGCUCUGUAGCACCAGAAAAUGGUUCAAUAGGCUCAGAACCCAUUAAGAGACAUUUAGAAAGAGUCUCUGAAGCUCUGUAUGCAGAUGAGCUUUGCAUUAAAUGGCCAAGCUGGUGUAGUAAAUUAAAAACUUCCCGAGAGCCACUGAACUUUGAUUUUAAAGAAUCUUUAUCAGAAAGUAUUUUUAAGUAAUCAGAGGGUUUCUGCAGUCAUCCCAUUCAGACCUGCUGGAGUCUGUGGGAUGAUUUCUCAGUAGUUUCCUCUUCGGCCACACAGCGGUAGCCUUCUGUCCGUAAUCGUGAACGCCUCGCGCUUUGCCGGACCUCUCUGGUCCUCGUGCGCGUCCCCGGCUCCGCUGCACUUCCAGAGACGCACAUUUCAAGCGAAUCCUGUGGUGACCCUGUGUUUCACUCCGCGUGAACCGGAGUACAAUAGAGAGAGAAAUAGACUACAGAGAGGAGGAGAGCGGGAGGAAGAGGGACGUCUUUAGGGCCCAAGUUAACUUUCCCCCCCGGAGGUCACGGCGACUGACCCUAGAAGAAUGCGUGAGUCAUAUGUUAAAAUAGACUCUGAGUCUUAACGCGGAUCCACUGGGAGACAAUACCGGGGGAAACAGGACAGUGUCCCAGCACGGCGGGAGAGUUGAGAAAUUAGUCUGUGACGUUCAUGAAUUUUAAAGUCAUUCACAAGUAAGAAGAGGGUGUUGGAGUUGAAGUCUCUUAUUUCUAAUGAUGUCUUCCAUGCGAGCAACGCCUCCCUUUCACCCCCCGUCUGAGGAGGAGGAACCGAUAGGUCAGGACAACGCGGCCUGGGCCAAAGACGAGCAAGAGGGCCCAAAGGAGACGGCGUCGCCCUCCUCGCAUGACCAACCCCACCCCGACGAUCUGCAGCCAAUCAGAGAGAAACCGACGGACAUUGAGUGGGAGAACGUCGGGCCUGCUGCGAUGGACAAUGAAAGCAGUAAAGGCUGCUCAGUCUACUCCUACCGGACUAACUCUACCUCUCCACACAAGCCAGAGGAGUGUUCCAGGGAUUGCGGGGAGCCCAUGAUCGGCCUCGCAUUCGGCACGCCGGAGCGCCGCAAAGGAAGCCUUGCGGACGUGGUGGACACAUUGAAACAGAAGAAGCUCGUGGAGCUGACCAAGACAGAGCAAGACGAACCAUCUUGCAUGGAGAGGCUCCUCUCCAGGGACUGGAAGGAGCGUGUUGACCGCCUGAACGCCAACGAACUGCUGGGGGAGGUCAAAGGUACGCCGGAGUCUCUGGAGGAGAAGGAGCGCCAACUUUCCACCAUGAUCGGUCAGCUGAUCAAUCUGAGAGAGCAGCUCCUCGCCGCCCAUGACGAGCAGAAAAAGAUGGCCGCCUCGCAGCUGGAGAAGCAGAGACAACAGAUGGAGCUGGCCAGGCAGCAGCAGGAGCAGAUCGCCAGACAACAGCAGCAGCUCCUGCAGCAGCAGCAAAAGAUAAACAUUCUCCAACAACAGAUCCAGGUCCAGGGUCACAUGCCUCCUCUGAUGAUCCCAGUGUUUCCUCACGACCAGCGGUCCUUGGCUGCUGCUGCUGCUGCACAGCAAGGCUUCCUCUUCCCACCGGGCAUGUCCUACAAGCCAGCAGGUGAGAAUUACCCCAUGCAGUUCAUUCCAUCUACAAUGGCAGCUGCAGCAGCAUCUGGACUCAGCCCAUUACAACUACAGCAGCUGUAUGCAGCCCAACUGGCAAGCAUGCAGAUCUCACCAGGAGCCAAGAUGGCUCCCCUCCCGCAGGCUCCCAACUCCUCCGGUCCCCUCUCCCCCUCCGCCCUGAAGAGCGAGAAGCGAGCAUCCAGUCCUGUUGCUCAGAUUAAGGAGGAAGGAUCCACACAGCCACUGAACCUCUCAGCCAGACCCAAGACAGCCGAGGCUCUUCGCUCCCCGACGUCCCCGACACAGAGCCUGUUCCCCGGAAACAAGACCAGCCCCACGGGCAUGGGCAAGGGCCGCAUCCCCAGCCCCAUCCCCAGCAUGGGCAGGAACACCUCUCUCGACAUCCUGUCCAGCCUCAACUCCACAGCGCUGUUCGGGGACCAGGACGCAGUGAUGAAGGCCAUCCAAGAGGCCAGGAGCAUGAGGGAGCAGAUCCAGAGAGAGCAGCUCCACCAACAGCAGCAGCAGCAGCAGUCGGGACACCAGAGCCUGGAGGCCAAACUGUCGGCCCUCAGCAGCAUGAGCCUCAACAACGGCAACAAGGAGCGGCUGCACUACGAGACGCUGAGCCAGCACCUGGGGAAGCUCGGGGAGGAUGCUGGGAAGAUGGUCCAUCGAGUCAUCGACCUGACGAGACCAGAGGAUCUGGAUGGGAGUAAUAUCACGGAGGCGCGAGUGUUCAGGGAGGCGCGGGGCAGGAACAGCAAUGAGCCGCACAUCAAGAGGCCCAUGAACGCCUUCAUGGUGUGGGCCAAAGACGAGAGGAGGAAGAUCCUGCAGACCUUCCCCGACAUGCACAACUCCAACAUCAGCAAGAUCCUUGGUUCUCGCUGGAAAGCCAUGACCAACCAGGAGAAGCAGCCGUACUACGAGGAGCAGGCGCGCUUGAGCAAGAUCCACUUGGAGAAAUACCCCAACUACAAGUACAAGCCGCGGCCCAAGAGGACCUGCAUCAUCGACGGCAAGAAGCUGCGCAUCGGAGAGUACAAGCAGAUGAUGAGGUCACGACGUCAGGAGAUGAGGCAGUUCUUUGUGGGGCCUCAGCCACCGAUUCCUCUCGGGAGCAGCCCGGGCGGGGUAGGAGUUUACCCAGGCGCCAUAACCAUGGCAACGACAGCCACACCAUCCCCACACCUGACCUCAGACUGCUCCAGCAACUCAGCCAGCCCCGAACCUGCCAUCCCCGUCAUCCAGAGCACGUACGGGGUCAAGUCCGAGCCCGGCGGCGGCGGCGGCAGCAACGGCGGCGGGAUGGGAGCCUUGGAUCUGCCCAGCGACCCCACCAACGGAGACGACGACAUGGACAUGUACGAGGACUUUGAGGACGAGCCCAAGUCAGACUAUAGCAGUGACCACGAGACACGGGAGGCCGUCAGUGCCAACUGAGUGUGCUCAGGGUUGUCAGUUGUAUAAAGAGAAAAAUUACAAACCCCUGUUAUACUCAGAAACACUUUUUAAAAACACAGUUUAUUACAGAGACCUUCAGGCAGACUUUCAGGACAUGCUGCGUCAUGAUGCACUGAGCAUGCCCAGACAGGAUUUAAACUCAGCGGACAUGCUCAGAAAGAUCUCGGACAGUAUACUGAUGGACGUCCAUUUGAGGAAGGAGGGCUGAUGGGGGGGAAAUGUGACCUGCGAACACAACCUGAACAGACAUUCAGCUGACAAUGAACUUCAGUUUCCUACACUUUGACAAUCUUAAAAACAGGUGCGAAUAAAAGUUAGAAGAGAGAGAAUGAGAGAGAGUGGGACAAAGAACAAAUGAGCGACAAACACAUUGCUGUGUGGUUUGUAAAGAGCAUGCAUGGAUUUUGAAGCAUCAGGAAUUGGUCUUCAACAGCUAUUUGGUCUUAAAUGUUUAAGGAGUGAGUUAGUUUUUAUCAUUAUGUAUUUACUUUUUGUGUUUUUGUUUUUUUUCUCCUUUUUGUUUUUUGUUCUAUAGACAUUUUUUCUGACAGGUCACUGCCUGUACAAACUCUGGACUGUCAGAACUUGAAAUUUGAAAAGUUUUAAUAUAAAGUCUAGCUCUUGUAAUCUUAUAGUCUUACUUUUGUUUCUUACGAAUACAGUGCAUCUACAUCUUUUUUUUUUCCCUGACAAACUGCUUACAUUACAUUACUGUUAGAUUUUUUUUUUUUUUUUUUUUUUAAUAUCCCAGCUCAGGUAUGAUGUGCCAGCUUGUGAAUGUGUUUUUGUUUUGUUUGUUUUCAUACAAAAAGAGUGGUAGGACUUUUCAGACUGUCAAUGAAAUAAAGGGAGCAAAAUCCCUUAUAUCACAUUAUUAUUAUUAUUAUUAUUAUUAUGACGUAAGUGAGUAAGUAAGUAAGUACCCAGACAUUGUACAGAUUUACUUUGACUUCAAAUGUGCCAAACCUACAUUCACAUUCACUCGGGAUGUUGUAGUCUUAACUUCCAAUGCUGCAAAAAAGUCUUAUACAAUCAGCUUUUUCUAUCUGAUGAGAUGAGUUCCUACUCGAUAACUGCUGGCUCCCCUCCUGGCCCAGUCACAGGCAGAGCUCAGGGAGGAUGUGUUUUCAUCGCACUCGCUCACACAUUUUGUGUCGCUCUGGCUUUCAGACGUAGUCAGAAGAGCAGCGGCGAAGGAAUCCGUUCUUCUGUUCCGCUGCAUCGGUGCUUUCAUAAACCACAUUGCCCAUAGUUCCUUGAGGCCAAACACUUGCAGUGCAGUACAGUGUACCAAACCCAGACAUUUUAGCAUUUGUCACUUUCAAUCAGGCUAAAAGUAAAGACAUAUUUUGGCUUAAUUUCUGUCUAGACGCUUAAGAUAAUUCACAAGUCUUAAAAGUGUACCUGUUCAUUUUGCAUCACAGGAGAGGACAAGGAGCAGCCCCAGGAAGACCCUACUGUAGGAUAAGAGUUUCUAAUAUUCUGGAUCCCUUCACUGUAUUUUGAAUCGGUACAAAAUGUUACUAUUUUUAUUAGCGUGUUGAUAUUUUUUAAUGUCUUCUCAGCAUCACGUGGGAAAGAUACACCAAACUUGUGUUUUAAAAAAAGAAUUUAUAUAGUUUACAAAAAAAAAAUGGGUUUAAUAAGUCUGUUAUUUCAAAAAGGGUACCUUUUUCUACAUUGCAUGUAUAUUUUGAGGACAAAUAAAUUAUGAAGAGAAGAAUGGAGGAAAAAAAAAAAAGAAGAGGUGCAUAGUUCUCACUCAGCUUUGCAGUCACAAACACCCCAGUCAGAGCACACAAGUUUUUUUCCACAGUCUCCAGCGAGAUGUUCCUCUUUCAACUUGGUGCGGCCCAGUGGUCAGCACCGUGCUGGGUGUGCACGCUCUUUUCCUCCAUUUUACUCAUGUGUCACAUUCUUUCUCUGAAGACACACCAUAUUUUUUUUUCGUUGUCUCUUUUCACCGCACUCUCUGCAAUCUGACCACGUUUCCAUUUUCAACACCUGUGACCUCAGGUGGUUUCUGGGUGCUCUGUUUAGCUUGGUUUCCCCACGUUCUCUGACUCCCUGUUUCUCUUCGUGACCAUAUCUGGCAAUUUUUACUUGGAAAAGCUUCACAAGCUGGGACUGAACAUUGGUUUUUGCUUGCAUUACAGGGGGAAAGCCUCAUGCAUAGACAUUUCUGUUAGUGUCAUACACAUCCUAAGCACUGGAUAUAAAUUCUAUGUUUUUGUUUUUUGUUUUUUUAGUAUUGACUAAUGUGAAGUUGUUGUUUGAUUUUCAACAUGAUAAAUUAGAACAGUCAAAAGUCACAUGUUUGGACUCUCGAAGAAGUCUCGUACAUGCCAGGCACCAGUAAAUUGCCAUUUCUUUAGAAGCAUUUCAAUUAUUUAAGCAGAUUUUGUUGCCGCAGCUCUAGUGCCGCCUAAAGGGGGUCACAUCACCUCUGAUCUCUUUAAAAAGGUAACCUCAUGCUCUUGUCAGUUGUGACCUGCAGAAGCAGAACACAAGUUUUCUGGUCACACACAUUUUUGUGAUGAGUAUUGUAUUUGAAAUUCAAUUGUGCGUUUUAACAUUUCAUUGUAUUUAUUAGCCAGCUUUGGCUCUAAAAAGUGUCAGUACAACUUGGUGAGAAAGACAAUCAAAAAAAAUAAAUAAAUAAAAAGUUAAGACUUGAGAUUUUCCUUA
Lates calcarifer (barramundi perch) is the source of this 5940-nucleotide messenger RNA. Its product is annotated as transcription factor SOX-6. The coding region runs from base 892 to 3231 and encodes 779 amino acids. The transcript is spliced from 16 exons. Gene Ontology annotation, biological process: regulation of transcription by RNA polymerase II; positive regulation of chondrocyte differentiation; cell fate commitment. The record is from RefSeq and is a predicted model, not a curated record. Gene Ontology annotation, cellular component: nucleus. Gene Ontology annotation, molecular function: RNA polymerase II cis-regulatory region sequence-specific DNA binding; DNA-binding transcription factor activity, RNA polymerase II-specific. Lineage: Eukaryota; Metazoa; Chordata; Actinopteri; Centropomidae.